This is a messenger RNA of Vigna radiata var. radiata (mung bean), 682 nucleotides long. Its product is annotated as repetitive proline-rich cell wall protein 1. Bases 26 to 568 code for a protein of 180 amino acids. The record is from RefSeq and is a predicted model, not a curated record. Lineage: Eukaryota; Viridiplantae; Streptophyta; Magnoliopsida; Fabales; Fabaceae. The transcript has a single exon. Gene Ontology annotation, molecular function: structural constituent of cell wall.
GGUUCUGCCAUUCAGCAACUAAAACAUGACCAACAUGGUUUCCUUAAACACCCUAGUUCUGCUCCUUGCAGCUCUUGUUCUGUCCCCUCAAGUGCUUGCUAACUAUGAAAAACCUUACAAGCCUCCAGUCGAAAAGCCUCCUGUGCACAAGCCCCCAGUACAAAAACCACCAGUUUACAAGCCACCAGUAGAAAAACCACCGGUCUAUAAGCCACCAGUUCACAAGCCUCCAGUUGAGGAGGAAAAACCAGUUUACAAACCACCAGUUCACAAGCCACCAGUGCACAAGCCACCGUAUAGGAAGCCACCUGUGCUUGAGUCACAAUACGAGAAACCAUCUGUCUAUAAGUCCCCACCAGUUUACAAGCCACCAGUUCACAAGCCUCCCGUAGAGAAACCACCAGUUUACAAGCCACCGGUUCACAAGCCACCGGUUGAGCAACCACCGGUUCACAAGCCACCAUAUGGAAAACCACCCGUGCAUGAAUCUCAAUAUAAACCUCCUAUUCAUAAGUCCCCACCAGUUUACAAGCCACCACACCCUAAGUACCCUCCUGUUUCCAACUGAGGCACCCACCUGUGAUGUUCUGAUAAUGCUGUUUUAAUUAUAUGCAGAAAAUAAGAGGUGUAACCGCUGCCAUUUUCAUGUUAUAGUUUAGUUUACAUAUUCUGGCAAGGAUUA